Messenger RNA from Prunus avium (sweet cherry), 1226 nucleotides. The record is from RefSeq and is a predicted model, not a curated record. Lineage: Eukaryota; Viridiplantae; Streptophyta; Magnoliopsida; Rosales; Rosaceae.
ACCUAUGUACCCAAGCCCCCAGUCGUACAACCCCCACCGUUUGUCCCCAAACCCCCAGUUGUACAACCUCCACCAUAUGUCCCCAAACCACCACCAUCACCACCUGUUGUACCACCAAGCCCACCAACACCAACACCUACCCCAGUUGUACCACCAAGCCCACCAACACCAACACCUACCCCAGUUGUACCACCAAGCCCACCAACACCAACACCUACCCCAGUUGUACCACCAAGCCCACCAACACCAACACCUACCCCAGUUGUACCACCAAGCCCACCAACACCAACACCUACCCCAGUUGUACCACCAAGCCCACCAACACCAACACCUACCCCAGUUGUACCACCAAGCCCACCAACACCAACACCUACCCCAGUUGUACCACCAAGCCCACCAACACCAACACCUACCCCAGUUGUACCACCAAGCCCACCAACACCAACACCUACCCCAGUUGUACCACCAAGCCCACCAACACCAACACCUACCCCAGUUGUACCACCAAGCCCACCAACACCAACACCUACCCCAGUUGUACCACCAAGCCCACCAACACCAACACCUACCCCAGUUGUACCACCAAGCCCACCAACACCAACACCUACCCCAGUUGUACCAGUUAAGCCUCCUCCACCCACUGAGACACCAUGCCCUCCUCCACCACCACCAGUGCCAACCCCAUCACCACCACCAAAGGACACGUGUCCCAUCGACACUAUCAAGUUGGGAGGUUGUGUGGAUGUGUUGGGUGGCCUCAUUCACAUUGGAAUUGGCAGCAGUGCCAAGGAUGCAUGCUGUCCAGUGCUUCAAGGGCUGGUGGACUUGGAUGCUGCCAUUUGCCUUUGCACCACCAUCAAGCUUAAGCUUCUCAACAUCAACAUCAUCCUCCCCAUCGCUCUUCAGGUUCUGAUUGACUGUGGGAAAACUCCACCCUCUGGAUUCCAGUGCCCUGCAUAGUUGAAGUUGAUCAUCAUCACAGCACAGUCCUAAAUUUCCCAAUUCACUGUGGUUUAAUUAAUUAGCAUAAUAUGUGUCAGCUAAUAAUUAAUAGCAUGUGAAAGCUUGGAAGUAAAAACUACUUCUUGAGGGAUCAAUUUCUGUCGUAAUUUGUUGUUUUGUUUUUGUUUAUCUGAUAGUGUAUCAGAUCGAUAUACGUACUGUGGUAAUAUUAAUUAUUAAGUCAUGUUAAUUUUGAUGAAAUUAAUGUGAAUGUUUUGCUCUAU